AGCGUCUCUCUGACGUAAGCAAAGAGACAGAAGAAACAGCAGCGGCGCGAUUCAGAUUGUGUAUGGCAGCAUCUUCCUCCUCCUCCUCGGCCGGAGGGGUCAGUGCCAGCUCAGUGACCGGAUCUGGCUUCAGCGCGUCUGAGCUGAUCCCACCAAGAAAAGUCCUGUACACGUAUCCGAAAGGAGCCGGAGAAAUGAUGGAGGAUGGAUCCGAUCGAUUUUUAUGCGAGUCUGUGUUCAGCUAUCAAGUUGCAUCCACACUGAAGCAGGUGAAACAUGAUCAGCAGGUGUCCCGGAUGGAGCGUCUGGCUGGACUGGUGGAGCAGUUAGAGGCGGAUGAGUGGAAAUAUAAACCCAUCGAGCAGCUCUUGGGAUUCACCACCUCAUAACUGCUCAUGUCUCACAUUCAUAUCUUUAUUUAGCUUCUCUCUGUUUGUAAACACGCUCAGAACGUUGUUUUGCACUGGUAUUUGCACUGCUAUACGAAUGUGGAAAUAUGCAUUUGUUUGACUAUUAAAGCCUCGUUUAAUAUAAAA
Messenger RNA from Xyrauchen texanus (razorback sucker), 536 nucleotides. RefSeq names its product anaphase promoting complex subunit 16 (gene anapc16). The transcript is spliced from 4 exons. Gene Ontology annotation, biological process: protein ubiquitination. Lineage: Eukaryota; Metazoa; Chordata; Actinopteri; Cypriniformes; Catostomidae. The coding region runs from base 63 to 389 and encodes 108 amino acids. Gene Ontology annotation, cellular component: anaphase-promoting complex; cytosol; kinetochore. The record is from RefSeq and is a predicted model, not a curated record.